CGACGAAUGAGGCGUAAGGGAUGGGAAAUGGCACGCGGGCUGACAGAUGAACGCGAAGUGCCCGUCGGUUUGCCUACCAAAGAGGUCGCCGAGAGCAGUCAGAUACGCCAGCGCCGUCAUGAAGGUCGCCAAAUCGAAAUUGUCGGCCCGGAUGGCCAGCACAGGAAAGUCGCGGUCGCCGACUUGACCCAAGACGACUCCGAACUGGCCACCCGGUUUGGCUAUAACCCGGUCUUCAAGAGAGAAUUUGGAUACUUGUCAACCUUCUCGUUCGCGGUCAGCAUUAGUGGUCUCUUUGCGACUGUCAUGACCACCUAUUCAUACCCGUUGCUCGCCGGUGGCAGUAGUGCUGUUGUGUGGUGUUGGGCCGUCUCCGGAUUUGGCUGCAUGUGCAUUGCAUGCUCCGUUGCCGAAUUGGUCUCUGCUUAUCCUACCUCUGGAGGACUAUACUUCACUAUCUCUCGUCUCGCUCCCAAAAGCUGGGUCCCCUCUAUCAGCUGGGUUACUGGUUGGCUCAACCUUCUCGGCCAGGUGGCUGGUGUUGCGUCGUCCGAGUACGGCGCCGCCCAGAUGCUCCUCGCGGCCGUCUCCAUGAGCCGCGACUUCAACUACGAAAUCACGACCAACACCACUGUCGGCGUGAUGGCGGCGCUAACUGUCAUCACCGGUGUAGUCAACUCUCUUUCCACAUACUGGAUGGAGAAGAUGACCAAGUCCUAUGUCAUUUUCCACGUCUGUGUGCUGGUCGCUUGCUCGAUCGCUCUGCUGGUCUUGACAAAGGACAAGCACAAUGCCAAAUUCGUCUUCACCGAUGUCAAGGCGGAGAGUGGCUGGACACCCAUUGGCUUCAGUUGGCUAUUCGGUUUCUUGUCUGUCAGCUGGACAAUGACCGACUACGAUGCGACUGCUCACAUUACCGAGGAAAUCAACAAUCCCGAACUCAAGGCUCCCUGGGCUAUCUCCACCGCCAUGCUGUUCACCUAUGUUGCCGGUUUCCUGUUCAACAUUGUGCUUGCUUUUUGCAUGGGCGACCCUGAUGAAAUUCUCGUCUCGCCUAUGGCUCAACCUGUUGCUCAGAUCUUCUACAACAGCCUGGGCAAGGGUGGCGGUAUGUUCUUCACUAUUGCGGGUCUGAUUAUCAUCAAGUUCGUGACUUUCACUGCCAUGCAGGCCCUCGGCCGCACGGUCUUUGCCUUCUCUCGCGAUCGCAUGUUGCCUUUCUCCAACGUUUGGAUUAAGAUUGCUCCUUGGACUGGAACUCCCCUCUACGCGGUGUGGAUGUCCGUCUUCUUCUGCAUUGCUAUCAACUUGAUUGGUCUUGGUUCUUACACCGCCAUUGCUGGUGUCUUCACAGUCUGUGCUAUUGCCCUGGACUGGAGCUACUGUAUUCCCAUUGUGUGCAAGCUCCUCUUUGGCAAAUUCCAGCCGGGCCCCUGGCACAUGGGUCCCUUUAGCACCAUCGUCAACAUCUGGGCUUGCCUGUGGACCUUGUUCGUCAGCGUCAUUUUUGUUCUCCCCACUGCUAUGCCGGUCACUGCUCAAACCAUGAAUUAUGCCUGCGUCUACAUCGUGGCAGUGCUACUGUUCUCGAUGGUUUACUGGUAUAUUCGUGGCCGCGCAGUCUACACUGGUCCCGUCACCGAGGCUAUUUCGGAUGACAUCUCCGAGAGCGAGAUCGUGGAGUCCGAAAAGGCUACCAAAGGCCCUGCCGCGUAAUCGUGCCACUAAUAGCUGCCUCUCUCUCCCGUCACGACAACCACCAUAUAUCCAAUCCGUCGCGUAACCCAGCUCACACCCGCAACAACCCAGUGCAACACACUUCCCACUCGCCAUCUUAUAGGUUUUUCCGAUUCACCUCCGGAAAUCAGCCCUGUAUCCGCCCACUUCCAAUACUUAUGCAACCCGUUUGUCGACUUGACCCAUCACCCAUCACCACCCAUGCGAUAUCAUACCGUCACGGCCUCAAUAUACCACCCUCUGGUAACCGGUACCUUCGCCAACCAGCCCCGAGAAAACACCCCAAGCGACAAUCUCCUAGCGCCAAUAUAUAAUGGACCCAUGCGACACGAUUGCGGAACGAGUAGCGGUGUAUAUUCUAGGGACCUCACUUGACUCUAUCUGAAUGCAAAUAUCUUAUGCAUCAUUUACGCACAUAAUAUCUUCACACGGAUCUAUUCCAAGACGCGCCGUCUUGACUUAGAUACUAAAUUGCGACAUCCCACAUCUGGCCCAACGCGACCUGCCGAGAAUCAGUAUGCUGUCUGCUUCGAAUGCCCUGAAACGAGUUUCCGUCCGCAGGACAAUGCCCAAAAAGACUGCAAGCAACAUCCCGAAAGCCCCUGAAUCAUCGACAUGUGAAUUAUCGCACUUCCCAGUGUGACUGUGUAGGACUUCUUUGAAUUGUACCCUGUCGGGCCUGUUGGUAAGCGACCGUCCUUGAAACUCCCCGAAUACCUCUGCCACCAGUCCUCGAAACUCUCCGAGUUCUCCAUCAACGGCACGGUGAUCGGCUUGAAUACCCUUUCCCAUAUUGCUCCAUUUGCUAGAUUGGUAUCUUGGCUACCGUGCUAAACCAGACACUACUCUAUACGAUAUUUGCAUAUUCCGGCUCACUGCUUAACAUUGCG
This is a messenger RNA of Penicillium brasilianum, 2627 nucleotides long. The record is from the annotation of a GenBank genome assembly. Lineage: Eukaryota; Fungi; Ascomycota; Eurotiomycetes; Eurotiales; Aspergillaceae.